Messenger RNA from Eriocheir sinensis (Chinese mitten crab), 8314 nucleotides. RefSeq names its product sorting nexin-32-like. The coding region runs from base 146 to 1297 and encodes 383 amino acids. Gene Ontology annotation, molecular function: phosphatidylinositol binding. The transcript is spliced from 11 exons. Lineage: Eukaryota; Metazoa; Arthropoda; Malacostraca; Decapoda; Varunidae. The record is from RefSeq and is a predicted model, not a curated record.
CACUGUAUUGUGAGCCCGUAAAGUCUUCGCAAUCAGUCAGCUGACGGCAAAGUUUGUUUAUACAGAGGUGGCAGUCGUGGGGGGCGUCAAGCACCUGUUAUUUGACUGUAAUGACCUCCUGGCCGACCUAUUAUAAUCGCUAACGAUGCAGGACGAAGACUCUGUGUCAGGUGCAUCCUCAGGGGCCUCCUCGCCUGAACCCGAAGCACCAUUUAUACCGAAGUUCAAAGUUCGCCUCACUGAUAAUGUUAACAAAGAUGGCGAUUCAGUCAAGUUUACACUACAAGUUUCACAGAAUGGCCUUACAUUGCACAUGCUGGAGAGGGAGUUUGAGGAUUUUGAGUACCUGGAUCACUGUGUGAGCACUGGCCAAUCCUCACAUGGCCUCAUCAUUCCUCCUAUACCCCAGCGCUCAGCCAUAGAUCCAUUCACUGCAGAGAUACAGUCCAAGAGAUUGAUGGGAAAAGGCUCCAAAACUCUAAUUGCUGAUGAAUUUCACAAAGACUGCCAACAGUUACAAAAGUACCUUGAGCUACUACUGUCACAUCCUGUCUUAGGCAAAAACGAAAAGCUGCAUGACUUCCUAACACAGAAGAAUCCUCCGCCCAGAACUAAGGUUAAAAGAGGGCUGAUGAGCAAGUUAUCAGACUCAUUUGAUGCCAGGAAGUCAACAUACCCUGACAGUGAAGAGUUCUUCCAAAAGGAGCGAGACUGGGUGGCCAAGUACCAGCCAGCCAUCGCCAACACCUCCGAGGCCUUCAACAAGAUUAUUUGUGCUCAACUCAGAAUAAGCCACCAACUGGAGCAGAUGGUGACAGCCCUGAAGGUCAGCACUUACCCCAAUGACCAGUUGCACCACAAGCAGUUCAACAACAUCAAUGCCAUCUUUCUCGACUGUGUGGACAAAAUGAAGAAUGAGACAGAGGACAAGGGUAACAAGGAGGACAUGUCGCUGGGGACAACACUCAGCUUGUGGCACCGCUACAUCCAGGCGGAGAGCAACAUGCUGCUGGAGCGGACUUGUCUCAUGGUGGACUACCAGUCGUGUAACCGUGCACUUGACAAGGCCAAGCCCAACCGUAAGGAAGCUGCCGAGAAGGCAAAGAAGGAAGCUGAGGUGGCGUUUGAGGAGUGCAGUGACGCCGCGCGGCAAGAGAUCAAGCAUUUCCAGCGGCAGCGUGUUCAGGAAAUCAAAGACUGUGUGGAAAGGUAUGCAGCGUUCCAACUUACCUCGGCCAGAACCACCCUCAAUACCCUUUCCUUAGCUUUCAACCAAAUCAAAGCCAUGAACUUGUAGGAGAAGCUGCAGCCGGCACCAGCACCAGUUCUCAGUAGACCAAGGACUUUUCAAACUAGCAAGAGGGAUCUGAUUACUGCUCAGCAACAACAGAAAGCAAAUAAGAGCCUUGAGGUAUGUCAAAACAUAAUUAUGGUUCCAUAAUAUAUAUAAAAAAAAAGAGAAUAAAGGCUUAAUGAUUUUUUUUUAGUUUGUAUAUUACUAAAACUACUGUGUGAUAAAACCAUCUUUUAAGCUGAUUUCAUGUACAUAACAUUUACAUUUCUGCCGCUUACAUCAGAAAUGCUGGCACCAGAGUCAUCAUGUCAGUAUUGUUAAGAUAAAUUAUUUGGAUCCUUUCAUCAUUAUUGCAUUUCUUUGCAACAAUUAUUAUUUUUAUCUGCAGUGUUGAAAGAAUUAAUUUAGUUUAUGUAAACCUGUGAUUUAGGAAAAUAUUUUUAUGGAUAUAUCCUGAGUUGUUAGGUAAUGUUUUGCUUCUGAUGAAUUUAUUUUACAUUGCAAGCAUUACUAACAUGAACCUGCUAGUUUUUUGGCAGCUUUAAUUUGGGGUUUGGGGAUCUCCUUUGUUUUUUUGAGGCCAUGUUACAUAUGUCACUUUCAUUAAUAGCUUUAACAAAGCAUUAGAUAAGGAUUAUAAAUUGGCAGACUAUUUCUGUUAAUGAUCUACUUACAAGAUGUGGAUAAUUCAGGCACUUACAAGACCUCUAAUGAUAAAGCCUGGCAGAUGAAGUGCUUCCUGUUGCAGGGCUAGCAAAAACUGCUGUUGAGACUAUGUUGUGCGCAUCAGCAGGGAGGCCAACACGUUAUACUGCAUCUGACAUUAAUGACCGAGCAAUUCAGCUGUUAACACAGCAGUGAAGGUAUUGGGUCUGUUUGUGGGCUGGCAGGCAUGCUGAUUGAGUAACUGGUGAGCCAAAUCAAGGUUCUCUCUACUGUUCUGGUAGUGGAAAUCAGAAAAAAAAUCAUUUGAAGAUAAAAUAUAAUGUGGCAGGGGCACUGGGCUUAGAACUGCAACAAGCUAAUGAGUCAUGCACCUGACAUCUCGCUGGCCACCAGCGCAGGUGCACAACACUGUCUCCACAGCAACAUUUGCUACCCUUGCAACAGGAAGCACUUCAUCUUCCGGGUUUUAUCAUUGCGUAUCUCAUGUGCGCCUUAAUUAUCCAAAUCUUGUUACUAAAUCAUAUUGAUGAAAAUAGGCCAAGGUCUGAAAGAUGCUUUACCAAAUUAUCAUUCUUAUCCUUCACUUAGCUAGAAAGUUAUACCCCCAAAAUUAUAUAACAGCCUAUGAAACCCAUAAUAGUUGCAUAAUCUCCAUUUAUAUAAAAAUAUAAUGGAGGUUUGAUGAACCUCCAAUAUUUCCAUGAUGAAAAUAAAAGUUGUUCGUUCAGUAUCAUCAUCAGCUUUAUAUUCAUUUUUUUCUUAUUUCAAAUUGAUAGUUUAAAACCAUGAAAAAGACAGAUCUGAAAGGUUGUGUGUAGCUGUUUAGUAAUUUUGUGACAGCAUCAGUUUAACUAAUAUUGCUUGUUUCAGAAAAUUUUGAUCCACUUUCUGAUUAGCCUUACCGUCUCUAGAAACCUUUAUUGGUUUUCUGGACAGGUCAUUCCAAUGAAGCAAUUCUUUACUUAAGAUAUAUUGUUGUACUAUCACCUUAAUGAUUCGGGUUAAUUCUUUGAAGUGUUCUUCAUAAAAUAAUUACCCUACUUGUUGAGAAUGUUGACAGUAACAUCUGGUGGAAUUGAUAAAGCUAAAAGUGAGAGAGGAGAUAUACUUUGGGGCCCAUUAAAUGUUUGAAGCAUUGUUACACAAAGUAACAUUACUGAAAACUAUUUUUAUAUGCUUAAUGAAUGACCAUGAAGUUCCAUUGAUUUUAAGAAGACUUAGAGAAGUAUAUCUUGAACUAAAAAAAAAAGGCUACUAUUCUAUUUAACAUUUGUCACAAAUUUGCAUGUGACAAAUGUGGUGCUUCAUGGGUGACCAAAAUAGUUUACCUUUCACUAUGGCUAAUAUUUCGGUAGACAAUAUACCAAAGAUAUUUGAUACACUUAAAGUAAGUUAGCUGAUAGUUAGUGUUGUAUGAAAAGCAGGUUGUGUCACCUUGGAUACACGAGUUUAUGCACCUCAGGUGCAGUGUGUUUAUGAACAUGUAAUUAGUCUUUUGUGUUACCAACACAACAUAUGUGCCAAACGGUUAAGUCAGAGUAUGAUGGUAUCAACUUUGUUAUAUCAGGCAGUGUGGUGGUCAGCAUGCUCAGCUCACAAUUGAUAGGCCAGAGUUUGAAUCUUAGUCAGAGAAAGAUACUUAUGGUGGCCCUUUUGCAGUGUACGUUGUUUACACUGACUGAUGAGUGGAUGUGAACAUAAUUCAAACUGAACUUGCUUAUAUACACCUUGGUGGCUUAAUCAGAGGUGUAAACAAUUCUCUGUAUAAAAUAGUGCAACUUUUUGCUGUGUUGUGCAUUGUUGUUUGAUGAAGUUACCUAUCCAUUUUUCUUUGUAUACAAAUAAGGCAAACGUGUUGCGUAAGAUGAUUCACAUGCUUGGGAGUGGGUGAUGUAUAUGGCCCGAUAUGUUAGCAUCUUGGCCUAUGACUAUCAUUGCUAUUGAUAAAUGCCACAUCCAUGCAUAUGUUGGUUAUUUAAGUAUUGCAAAUAAAAGGUAAAGUACAGGCACUCCCCUGCUUACAGACAUUCAAGUUACAAACCUUGAGACACAAACAAUUCAUUUUAGAAGUUUGACCGCCACUCUAUAGAUGCCUGCACAGGAACCCCCCCGUUAUGCGACUCUUAGACUUUUCUUUUUUUCAACAAUCAUAUUUGCAGAUUUCUUGUGUUGGGGUCUUCCCCUGCAAUCCCCAUCACUUUAACAUUUCAGUUUUCAAAUAGUGUGCCAGACUUACAAAUGACAAUAUGAUUUAUCCUCCUCUCGUAUCUUCAGCGACUGUUCAGGUUUCCAGUCACCAUCAUCAGACUUUGGUGAACAUCCCAAUUACUCUUUACUGAGUCACCACCCCUCUCCUGCUCUCUGUGUUUCAAGUAUUGUAACAAAGGCAGUAUGUCGCCAUCCCAUGUGACUCACAAUUCAUCCUCUAAAUACGCUGAUAAAGCACCCUACAAUUACAUAUACAUAUAUAUAUUUUUUUUUUCUUCUAAUACUAUAACUAAAGUGCUAACUUUCCUUCAUACUACAGGAUGCUUUAAUGCCAUAGCAAUUCAUUUAUCUACCAUCCCACAAGGGAGGAUGAACAACGGGGUGAGCUGCACGCCAACUGCCCGGGCCAGGAUUCGAACCCAGGCCCGUGGAUUUGCAGCUAGUCAUAAUAACAACUGCGCCACGGAGCAGGGUAUUUGGUAGGAAUCACUUGACUAAGAGUGGGCUUAAUUUAAAACUGCCCACAAGAGAGAUUCCUUAAAGAAUUUUGCCAUAUGAUAAGCAAGCAAAAGAUAGUAAAAUGCAUUAAUGUUCAUAGAGCGGGGUUGUCUGUACUUUGGAAUUCAUCACUAAGCUGCUGAUGGCUCCUAACUGUCUCUGACCUCUAAGGUAUCGGCUAGCUAGGGUAUGGGGACCAGAAACCCGAGGGAGGAUAUUGUUACAAAAGCUACGGUAUCAACCUCCCAGACAUGAUCUAAACAAAGGGCGAACAGCCCUUCAAAUGUUCAGGGGCAAGCAGUUCCUUAUUAACAUUCACUGCCUCUGCAUGGGCUAACAAGCUAAACUGCAACUGCCAGAUAAUUCACUGCUAAGUCCCAUCAUGCACCAUUUUGAGCAUACUAUAUACCCUUGCUUUUAUGGACCCAAUAUAACAAAUUUCACUUUUGAUUAACUUUUUGGGCCAGUCCGGUAUGUGAGGAUUUACUAAACAAACAAGUAUGGUAAAAAUGAAGUUCAUUUUGGUGGUUGGCUAAACAUGUUCACUUGUCGGUCAGUGGUGGUAGAAACGACGCCAACCAGGCAGUGCUGUAAUUACUGUAAUUGCCUCUACUCUCGUUCCUCUGUGCUUCGCCUUUCAUGUAAUACAACAAACUCCAUUAUACAUGGGGGUCCCUGACUUACAAUGGAGUUCCGUUCCUACGACACGUUGUAACCCAAUUUUGUAUGUAAGUCGAAACACACUCUUGGAGGGAACUGUCAGCCUCAACCCUCAAACAAAGUGCCAUAAACACAUAAAUCACUUGCCUAUGCUAAUGCAUUAGUAAAUUCAUAAUUACAGUAAAUAAUUGUAUAAAAAACACUUCUAGGCCAUAAAUAUGAAAUAAUAAAAUGAAAACAGUUGAACAGCUUAAGUUCAGCACUGCCAUCAGAAGAGUCUGCCUUAUGCUUGGGAGAUAUAAUGAAGACCAAAGGUCGAUGAAAAAAGAACACAAACCAAAGAGCAACAGCACAACAAACCAAAAUGUGUACAGCAGAAAAUGAGCUUGCCUUCUUCCUCACCCUCAGUCAAACGCCAUGCGAUGACGUAUUCUUACGCCAUGAUCACAAACUAGUUCACGCGUGAAGUUCAUAAUUACGACAAAUGUCAUGAGUCAAAACAAUUUUUUUUUUUUUUUUUUUUUUAUCAUUUACGGGGAUUGCGUCAUAACCUCGAAACAUCGUAGGUCGAGGACGUCGUAACCUGAGGACCCCUGUAUAUGGAAAUGGUUGGAAAUAGCAACCUUUCCUCACUUAACAAACAAGUUUGUUAUAUGUGAAAAGUAUGGAUCCCUCGGAUAUAACAUCAGUUGGUGGAAACUCAUAUUGCCAUCUGCUGUAUUUCAACUUUGAACUGAGUAAUAGUAAAUCCUUGUAAAACAAAAUCCAUAUCAAGGACCAACAAUAUCUCUCCUUUUUGAGUGGCUGGAGCAUGGCAUUUUAACUACUAUUGUAUCAGGGCCACAAGUAUGAACUUCAAUCAUAACUGUGUAGAUGCUGCUAAUCUGUUAACUUUGAAAACUAGUGCUGACAUAUGCAACAUAGAGGGUAAAAAAUUGUAUACUUUUACAGGAUUGAGUUUUACAUGAGGACAUACCGUAUAGUAUUAUCAUAAAAUGCUGAUUUGCAUAAUUUCCCUCCACUGUAUUGUAUCAAACUAGUUAAUAUUUGGAAGUAUAAAACACUGAAAUAAAGGAAUGUGCUAGGAUUCAUCAAUACUACUUAACCAGUACCUCAUCCUUCAGUUUUAGGCAUCUGCAAGUUUUGUUAACUCAAACAUACAAACAUCAGUAUUUCUAUUUUUCCUUUUAAAUAUGUAAAGACAACAACACAUCAACAGAAGACUAGCAAACUUUCAAUUUUGGGAAAGUCUAAAAAAAUUUAGUAGACUUGUAUGCACUCGGUAAGCAUCUGAGGGAAAAGGGAAGGGAAUCACAGAGCUCCUGCAGCUGUGUUCAGACCAACUGAUUUACACACAACUAAACUAUUUCUAUUCAACUGGAAUGCACAUUUUUUCAGUUAACAUUUUUUUUUAUGCUAAUUCCUGCCAUUUAGAAUUUGAGUACGUAUUAGUUUUAUAAUUUUGAAUAAUUAUCUGCCCUUAAGAAUUCAAAAGUAUAAUAUUCUGCCAUUGAGUUUGAACUAUUGGGAUUUUUAACCCAAAAGAAUUCCAAUUAUCAGUGUUCUGUACAUAAGUAUGCCCAAGACCAUGAAAUUCAAAAUGCUGAAGCUUUGAAUGCCCAAAGCUACUGACUUCUAUUAUGAUACUACUGAUGUGUGGAACCUUGUAACGGAAAAGUUGCAUAAACAUCCAAGUGCAGUACUUGUAAAGUUUAACACUUGCCUGGAAUAUCCUUACCAGAGAACAUUUAUACAGUGGCAGGAGAACAGGAUUGAAUACUGCUAGAACUGCAUAUGCAGAGCCACUAAAACAGCUUUGAAUUUUUUAACUUUCCUACUGAAGGUAGUUUCCAGAUAAAGUAAAUAAUAUCUGAAGGAGCAUCUGGAAUGCACAAUACAUAUCGAGUGACCAAUCAAUCAUCCAACUGACUGGGGGCUCUGUGCUCUUUAUAUUAUUUUCAAAUUUAUGCUGUUGUUCAGGGAGUUCCCUUUUUCUGCCAACAUUUUCCUGUUCAGCAUUACAUGUACAAAAUGACAAUUUGAAGGUUUCAUAAUUUUCCAAAAUUUAAUUGUUAAUUUAUAAUCAACUAAUUUAUAUUACCCCCUGUGUGUGUGCAUAUGCACAUAAUUUAAACUGUUUGUCACCGACCUAGUGUAUGGGGGUGCGAGCAUGCAUGUGUGCAAGUUUUAUGCAGGUUAGGGAGAGGAAGGAUUGUCUGUUUUGCCUUUCUUUUCAUUGUCCACUCUUGUCUACAUCUAACUGUUCACUUAGUAUGUUCCCACAGUCACUAAGGCACAUCAUUUGCCUUUUGAUAAACUUGCCUUAUCUUCUAUUUUAUGAAAAAACGAAACUGCAAUCUGUUUUCUUUGAGCAGCGUGUAGCAUUAGGUGCAUUUUGUAACAAGAUUUAUAGUGUGGGGGUGCAGUUUUAUUGAUAUGAGAAAAAGCAUAGGAGUGUAUGUACAAACCAUUCGUUCUCAUUCAGAACAUGUGAAUUUUAAUGUUUUCUGUAAAUUCAAGAGUUUUAUAUAUACAAUUAUGUAUAUAUAAUAGUGUGUGGUGUCUGUGUUGUGUGUUUUCUCAUGUGUGAAGAUAAUGAUGUAAUCAUAACCUAGACACUACUCAUUUGCUACAACUGUGUCACAACCAAACUGUAACAAAUUACUUCAUCAAUACAUAAGUGAACACUACCUUGUUCACUGGUUUAAUCAUGCAGAAGUAACUGACUUUGUUCACAUUCUCAUAACCAACUACCAUAUUACUGUUAGAACAUUUGAAACUGCCUACAACCCAUUUGUCUAAUUCAACAGCACCUAUGAGCUGGUUGCCUGUGAGGAGAUUCAGCCCACUAUGUGCAGUUUAUAAAUGAGUGAUAUUCUUGACUACUGAAUGAUGUGUAUUUUAAUGAUAAGAGUAGCAGCAAAUCCUGAGCUGCUCUUCACUUACUUAUGUACUCUUGCAUACUUCAAUAUAUUCUUUGGCAACAAA